Messenger RNA from Sceloporus undulatus (fence lizard), 1797 nucleotides. RefSeq names its product organic solute transporter subunit alpha-like. The transcript is spliced from 8 exons. Gene Ontology annotation, cellular component: plasma membrane; endoplasmic reticulum membrane. Gene Ontology annotation, biological process: bile acid and bile salt transport. Lineage: Eukaryota; Metazoa; Chordata; Lepidosauria; Squamata; Phrynosomatidae. The record is from RefSeq and is a predicted model, not a curated record. The coding region runs from base 87 to 1106 and encodes 339 amino acids. Gene Ontology annotation, molecular function: transporter activity.
CUUACGGCUGGCUUGUUGCAGUCAGGGAGAAAAAAGAAGCUGAAAGAGGAAACAAGGAUACAAGUCCUUGAAAAGAAGUUCCUGCAAUGGAAGAAGUGGAAAAGAAUAGCACAUUAGAUCCUGUCUGUUCUGCAGAUGAGCGCCCAUUCUCCAAAAUAAUAUUGGAAAGCCUCGGGUUGACAGGAAUAUUGCUGUUUGCCAUGCUGACUUUAAUGACACUGACUGCCAACCUAGUUUUUGUGGAGGAAGUUUUCUACAUCUACCACAAAAUUCCCCCCUCCAAAAGAUCAAUUUUUAUUUGGAUAAAUGCAGCUGCUCCAGUGAUAGCUACAACAUCAUGUAUUGGGAUGUGGAUUCCUCGCUCAACAAUGUUUACUGAUUUUACUGCAGCAGUGUUUUUUGCCAUAGUUAUCCACAAAUUUCUGCUUAUGAUGAUUAAAGAAUGUGGAGGUCAAAAACUCUUCCUCAGGCGCUUUGAGAAUGACCACUUCAAGAUAAGCACAGGUCCUUGUUGUUGCUGUUGCCUUUGCCUUCCAUAUAUACGCAUCACUGGGAGAACAUUAUUUUUACUGAAACUGGGGACCUUUCAAUUUGCUUUCCUCCGCCCUGUACUAAUGUUCCUAUCGAUAGUGCUUUGGACUAAUGGAAACUACAAUCUUUCUGAUCUUUCUCUCAGUGGAGGUGCCUUAUGGAUUAACUGCUUCAUCGGUGUCCUUACAAUCAUUGCCUUAUGGCCAAUUGGAAUUAUGUUUCAACAAGUACGAGUUCUCCUUAACUGCAAGAAGAUUAUUCCUAAAUUUGCACUUUAUCAGUUUGUCCUUAUUUUGAGUCAGCUUCAAGCAACCAUCAUCAACAUACUGGCUAUGGAGGGAGUAAUUGCUUGUGUACCUCCACUUUCAUCUUCAGCAAGAGGAGCGUAUAUAAACCAGCAACUGCUCAUUGUGGAAAUGUUUCUAAUAACUUUGAUCUCAAGAGUUGUCUACAGGAAAAGAUAUGAUGACCUGGACUUACCACCUGGUCCAGACCAGGAAACUAAGACUGAGAAACAGAAAAGCAAGAUUGAUGUUGGCGGCAACAUUUUUGAAAACGAUGUAUCAGACAUUUAAGUGUUGAUUACGCAUUAUCUGGCAUGCUGCCUCUCUCUGUUAGGAUUCUGAUCAAUGAACUGCUGUACUUGCAAAGGCACUCCUAUCAAACUGUGGAAAUGAAAAUGGUAUUAUUAAAACAAAUGGAAUAAAUUCACAUGAACAAUCUAUGGAUUGGUAAAUUUAGUUGGUGGUUGGCAAAGACAUUCUCAUGGUGAAUAAAAACAAACACUUUGAAGUUGGACUACAGGAUGACAUAUCUUCCAACAUCAUGACAGAGUUGCCAUAAUUUGUCAUGAAAUUAUAUAUGAAAUUAUAGAUCUUCACCCAAAUUUCAAAUAGUUAUAUUAGACCAAAGGAAAGGCAAAAAUGCAUUUUAUAUUUUCUUUAUGAUAGCUAAAUCACAAUUCAUAUUAUCUCAGCUGUAACGUAAGCUGUUUAAAAACUGAUCCUAAACACGUGAAUAGUUUUACUGGCAUUUGAUGCAUGCUGGGUACAGAAGUUGACUAAGAUGUGCCAAUUGUGGGCAGGCAAAAAGAAGUAGCAAUAAACAUUUAUUUUCCUAGGUGCUAUUGUUUCUGUGAGGCAGAAUAGGAGAGCAAACCAAAGAACUGAAUACGUACAUGUAUCCCUUCCCACUUGGGACAAUUAUUGACUUUAUUGAACUGCAUGCUGUCUUGUUCUUAGUCUCUAUCCUAAUAAAAGAUUACAA